This is a messenger RNA of Sinocyclocheilus rhinocerous, 1532 nucleotides long. It is a transcript of the gene ociad2, whose product is annotated as OCIA domain containing 2. Gene Ontology annotation, cellular component: mitochondrial inner membrane. NCBI's taxonomy places the organism in Eukaryota, Metazoa, Chordata, Actinopteri, Cypriniformes, Cyprinidae. The transcript is spliced from 7 exons. The record is from RefSeq and is a predicted model, not a curated record.
AACAAAACAAAAAAAAACAAAAGAGUGACUAUGUAGUAGAAGAAGAAGCAUAGCAGACAAAAAGAAAAGAGAGGAGCGCAUGAAUGAAAAAGACAUGAGUACAGAAGGAAAUCAGAGUACAGGAGGAGAAGGAGUGGUGGACAGAAAACCUGGUCAGUCUGGGUGGAAGCAAUUCCAGUGCCCCAUAGCUGAUCCACACUUUCCUAGAGAAGAUAUAAAGAAGAUAUGGAAGGAGUGUCAGUACGAGAGCUUCUGGUAUCGAGCUCUUCCACUCUCUGCCGGCAGCAUGGCUGUGUCUGGUGGCCUCAUUUACAGCGGCGUCUGGAAACAGUCCAAGCGAUUUGGGUAUUUCCCUAAACUGCUUUAGGCGGGUAUUGUGGGUUACGCAGUAGGCAAAGCUUCCUAUGCCGGGACCUGCAGAGAGAAGUUCAACAGUAAACUGGGACCAGAGUUCGCCAAAGGGUUUAGUCCUCCUGGAUUUGGACCUGGUGGCUCUAAACCUGGACAUAAACACUGCAUCCAUGUGUGUGAAAAGUGCAAGCAAGAAGAAGCAACAGCGCCUGAUGCACCCACUCAGAGCUAAGAGUCUUUGGAAUCCGCAGGACAUCACUCAUUACCCCAUGUCAUUUUUAAAAGAAAAAAAUAAAAUAAUUACAACAGUAAUAUUUAGCUCUUUUGAAAAUUAUGCAAAACAAAGCAGCUAAAAUCAUCUUGAAUGGACCUUAAGCCUUACUAACCUGCAGGGGGCGCCAAGACACUACAAGACAAAUUUUUUACAAGUAGUUUAUACAUGAGGUUGAUUAGAGGGAACAAUGUAACUAAGCAAUGUAUGCUGUUGUAGUCAAAUCUGGUACAAAUGAAUCAACCUCAUAAGAAUUAGUAUGGUGCUCUUUUUAAGUUCUUAUAAUGUUACAUUCCAAUGAUAUUUGCUCAUCUUUUCUUUUGUUUAUAAUGUAGAGAAGGGAGUGGAGGUUUCUGUUCAAUUUUAUUACAGUAAGCAGCUGCCUUUUAUCAGAGUAGAAUCAUAAUAUUGUACUGCAGAACGAAGUCAUGCAAAUCUGACACUUUAAAAAAAAAAACCUUUACAAACAAGAAUCAAUAUGCAGUGAACGAAUUACAGCUAUCACAGGCUUUAUUUGAAAUGUUGGAACAUUUAAAUGUGAAUUUUCAUUAAAAGAAUUUAAAGAGCAAGCAUAUCUUAAUCUCUUAUCUCCAGCUCAGAGGACUGUAAUAACUGUAACAUCAGUGAAUAAUGCCAUUAUUAUAAUCAUGGGUCCAAGUCUAAACACAUCUACUGUCAUAACACUGUCAUAAUUGUCACUUGUGCACAGCUUUAACAAUAUGAUGCACUAGAUUGUCAGUGGAAAAUCACCCUUGAUGCUGUUAUUUAUUACAUUCCCAUUUUCUGGGUUUAUGUGAAACAGUAUCACAUCUAUUGGUUAUUAUAUCAUUUUAUUUAUUUAUUAACAAAUCUCAAGCACAUCUGACCAGAAUUUCCUAAUCAAUAAAAACACUGAUAGUUUGUUAAAAUU